AUGGUAAAAGGGACACCUCCGCUUGGUGUUCUCUUCAUGAAGAGAAUUGCUUUCUCAGAACUUGUAUUUUCUACUCAAGACUUCCAACAAUGUCAUGAAUUCCACACCUUGUCAUUCUUUCGCCCCGGCAAAAUGCUGUCUCCAGUGUCAAACAGACACAGGACUUCUCGGGUCCUCUUGUCACUCUCUGCCGCAAUCUUCCUCUUCAUCUGUUUUGUCAGCCGGCGUCAUAUGCACGAGCUCCCCAUAGAGGUCAUCGAGCAACAUGCGGUCAAGCAAUCUGGAGGAGCCUAUCGAGUCCCCAAGGGAGCAUUGCCGAGCGUCAAUCUUGUCGUGGCAGCAACAUCAAACGAAGAUUAUUCAUGGGCCAAAAUCGAUCUCAAGGUCCCAGGCAUGGUCGUGGUUCCAUACAUUGCGGACAACAUGAGUGCACCGCACCAUCCGCAGAUGAAUAAAGGCCACGAAGCUAUGAUGUAUCUUCAAUACUUUUACGACUUCUACGACAACCUCCCUGAUAUAUCCAUUCUUGUUCACUCUCAAUCACACUCUUGGCAUGUGGAUGAUAUACUGGACCAGAGUAUGAUAUUCUCCCUUAACCACCUCGAUCUACGAGAAGUCCAGCAAAGACAAUUCCUCAACCUCAGAGUUACCUGGGGGUUUGGGUGCAUGACAGGCGCAAUCAACACCACUCGAGUGAACGAAGAAUCCGGAGUCCUUCCCGAGCAAAAAGAAAUGCAAGAAGCGUUCCGAGCAAACUUCAACCUCUACGAUAUCCCCGAGAUCCUUGCCACACCGUGCUGUUCGCAGAUCGCAGUGACGAAAGAACGCAUCCUGUCAGUCCCAAAGGAGCAAUAUAAGCAUCACAUUGAUUGGCUGUUACACACUCCUCUCGAAGACGCUAUUAGCGGGAGGACAUGGGAACACAUGUGGCAAUACCUCUUCCUACAAAAAGCCAUAGAUUGCCCCCUCGAGCACAAAGCGUAUUGCCGACUCUACCACAUCUGUUUCGGGGGGAGGGAACAGUAUGACGAGUAUAUCGAGCUUCAGCAAGGCGCGCAGAAACUGGACGAGGAACUCUCGAAGAUAAAUGAAUUUGAGGAGCAUUGGGAAGCGCACGUAAAAGAGAAGGAGGAGGAUGCCAAGGAAAACGGGGAGAAUAAUGAGGAUGACAAGGAAAACGGGGAGAAUAAUGAGGAUCUCAAGGGAGCAAUCGAGAUGGAGAAGAAGGCUAAUAGUAAGAUGAAAAUUAAGCUGCAGAGGGAACUUGCGAGUGUACGCGAGGCGAUUCGAAUCAGGAAGGAGAUUGCUGUCGUGAGGGGAGCAGUGAAGGUUAAUAGGGUUGCGGAGGGUGAGGAUUUAUAUGGUGAUGAUAUGGAGCCGAGUGCUGAGAAGGCUUUUGUAAAGGAGGAGGAUUAG
This is a messenger RNA of Lachnellula hyalina, 1416 nucleotides long. RefSeq lists its product as uncharacterized. The transcript is spliced from 2 exons. NCBI's taxonomy places the organism in Eukaryota, Fungi, Ascomycota, Leotiomycetes, Helotiales, Lachnaceae. The coding region runs from base 1 to 1416 and encodes 471 amino acids. The record is from RefSeq and is a predicted model, not a curated record.